This is a messenger RNA of Hyalella azteca, 758 nucleotides long. RefSeq lists its product as uncharacterized. The record is from RefSeq and is a predicted model, not a curated record. NCBI's taxonomy places the organism in Eukaryota, Metazoa, Arthropoda, Malacostraca, Amphipoda, Hyalellidae. The transcript is spliced from 5 exons. The annotation marks the transcript as partial.
AUGCAUUGCUUGGGCAUCGCUCAGAGCCUCAACUGGUCCGUGGCGUCGUGUUUUUCUGCAGCGCGCGAGGGCUCACAGUGGAAACGCACCAGCUGCAGCACACCGUUCAAGGAGACCGUGGUAGGCUGUAUAUACGUGAACACCGCUACUGUUGACUGGACCACGGCACGGCAGCAGUGCACGGCGCUUGGAUCUGACCUGUACACUGCCGACACUCACGAACAGUACGAGGCUAUGAGGAUGUACUUCUUGAGUACAAGUUCGGCUACCUGUACUGGACCCACUGGCCAGAUCGUGCAAGUCGGUCAAACCUUCAACACGGAUAGUGGACCAAGUUACCUCUGCACAGACGACGGACCAGAAAUUUUCGGUAAACGCUCCAGCUGCAGCACACCGUUCGUGGAGACCGCGGUAGGCUGCAUAUACGUGAACACCGCUACUGUUGACUGGACCACGGCGCGGCAGCAGUGCACGGCGCUUGGAGCUGACCUGUUCACUGCCGACACUCACGAACAGUACGAGGCUAUGAGGAUGUACAUCUUGAGUACAAGUUCGGCCCCUGCGGAAAUCUGGGUUGCAAUCAAGAAGGUGGGCAACACUUGGAUGUGGUCCCCCAGCGGUCGCAGUCCUGGCCCAAACUACAAAGGAGACUGGGCAUAUACGGACCCCAACGGAGCGCAGUUCAAUCAACAGUGCGCACGGAUGACGAAACAUCUCAGCUACUUUCUUGCAGACACUGGAUGCGAGUCGUUGUACUC